Molecule: messenger RNA, 652 nt
Organism: Periophthalmus magnuspinnatus
Lineage: Eukaryota; Metazoa; Chordata; Actinopteri; Gobiiformes; Gobiidae
Gene: acp1
Product: acid phosphatase 1
Exons: 6
Coding region: 37-513 (158 amino acids)
Biological process (GO): protein dephosphorylation
Cellular component (GO): cytoplasm
Molecular function (GO): non-membrane spanning protein tyrosine phosphatase activity; acid phosphatase activity
Source: RefSeq, a predicted model, not a curated record
CUCAGUUGACGUGCUGAGGACCCCUGUCAAAGCAUCAUGGCGGCCUCUAACGCAAAGUCGGUGUUGUUCGUUUGUCUGGGGAACAUAUGCCGUUCCCCAAUUGCUGAAGCAGUGUUCCAGAAGAUGGCAACUGAUGCUGGAGUGGUCGAUAAGUGGGUCAUAGACAGUGGGGCCACUUCUGACUGGAAUACAGGCAGCUCUCCGGAUUCCCGAGGCCUGGCUUGUCUAAGGAAUCAUGGCAUUGAAACCAGCCAUAGGGCACGACAGGUAACCAAGGAGGAUUUCCAGACCUUUGAGUAUAUUCUCUGCAUGGAUGAGAGCAAUUUAAGUGACUUGAAAAGGAAGGCCAACUCUGUGAAAAAUGCCACAGCCAGGAUUGAGCUUCUAGGUUCAUAUGACCCUCAAAAGCAGCUGAUAAUCAAAGACCCAUAUUAUGGGAGUGACAAAGACUUUGAAACAGUGUACGAACAGUGUGUGCGAUGCUGCAAAGCUUUCCUGGAGGCUAACUCUUGAUCUGAACGACUUCUCAAGUGUUAUCAUCAACAAAUUUGUAAUAUAGAAAACGAUACCACUGUUUGCACACUGAAUGCUUUAGUUUAGACUCUGAUCUGUAAAGUGGCAAUAGUUGGAAUACAAUUAAAUAUUCUUUAAA